This is a messenger RNA of Babesia bovis T2Bo, 607 nucleotides long. RefSeq lists its product as uncharacterized. The record is from RefSeq and is a predicted model, not a curated record. Bases 33 to 569 code for a protein of 178 amino acids. Lineage: Eukaryota; Apicomplexa; Aconoidasida; Piroplasmida; Babesiidae. The transcript has 4 exons.
UACUCUAAGAAACACUAUUACAAUAUUUAAACAUGAUACAUCCUUGUGUGCGUCGUUUAGGCUCUCGGGUCUGUGACGCCCUUGUGAUGUUUGGUGCUCACAGGGAGCGUAUUCCAUUCAUCUCUCAUCCAGGUGUUAUGGCAGUUUGCCAGUUACUUGAGAUGAAGUCAUUGGUUGAGCAUCGUGCUCAUUUUACUCAGGAUGACGUGAACCGUAUGUAUGAGUAUGACUCAUCUUUGGCUGAGAAGGCUCAGGUUGCUGUUGACCACAAUUUGCCUAUAUCUCAUUACAACUUGGAGUAUCUUGACAAGCCAGGAUUUCUUGAGCGUCUUCUUGAGGAGAAGCGUUUGAAUGAGGCCAUUGCAUCUGAGGUUUUGUCAUCUCCCGCUGGUAGUUAUGAGCAGCCUGGCUCUAUUACUAAAUAUGAGGCUCCUGAGAUACCCCUUGAGUGGCGUCAGCAUGAGCUUGCUAUGACUCACGCUAUGGUUGAUGUCCAGCCUUCUAUAUUGCGUGAGAUGGAGACUCAGCGCAAAAUGCGUGAGUUCAUGUCUCGUCAUCGUGGAGAGUGACCAUCCACUCCUUUGGUAGAACUUUUUCUUUAUGCAGC